This is a messenger RNA of Rosa chinensis, 1049 nucleotides long. RefSeq names its product smoothelin-like protein 1. The record is from RefSeq and is a predicted model, not a curated record. The coding region runs from base 87 to 1049 and encodes 320 amino acids. The transcript is spliced from 3 exons. Lineage: Eukaryota; Viridiplantae; Streptophyta; Magnoliopsida; Rosales; Rosaceae.
GAAAAACGACGCAGAAAUUCCAACUGCAGGCAAAGGGAUCCUCAGCUUUACGUUACUCAUAAAAAGGAGUUACAGGGCAGAGUUAAAUGAAUUCUCAGUCUAAUGGCCGCAGCCAGAGACCCAAAGGGAAGAGGGUAAAGCUGGCCAUUCAGAUUGUGUCGGUUUUGGCUGUUUGCUUGUGGUUGUUAUACCAAGCAAAGCAGUCUCGUGAUAAGGACUACAGUGGAAGUGUACAGAACGAGGUUAUUGAAAAACAUGGUUCUGGUAUUUUGGGGCGUAAAGCGAAUGCAGGUGGUUCAAUUCUUGUGGGAGAAAGCCUAAACGAUGAAGAUCGGGGUGGUGGAGUUGAUGUAUUGGAUGGAAAUGUUGAAGAGAAGCACAAAGUAAAUGAUGAUGGAGAUCUUGGGAGACCUGAAGGGAAAGAAAGUGAAAAGAAAGUGGAAUUGAUAUACAAAGAACUGAACAAUACUGACGAUAAUUCUGAUAUUGAACUCAAAGCUAAUAGUGAGGCAGUGGGACUGGACGAGAAUUCAUUGCAAGAAGGAAACUCCCAAGUAGGGUAUGAAGAUAAACAGGUGACAAUGUCUGAUCAGGACGGUGAGAAAGAUGCGAAGAAUACUAGUCACCAUGAAGUUGGAGAGGAUGAGGAGCAAAUAUCACAUGUUAAUCGUGAUGAGCAGGACAUGAAAGGGACACACAGAAAGAGAUCACAAUUCAAUGGUAAUGGUGUCCGUGGCUUUGAUGAUGAGAAUGGUGUUCCUGUGGACGGUAACGAUAUCAUAGAAUCAAGAGCGACUGAAUCAAGUGGUGAUGGUGAAAUUAGUUCACAUGAAGAAAUGUAUUCAACUUCAAACAGUGAAAGCACUCAAAGUGAAGAAGUUGUUGUUAGAGGAGAUAAUGCUGAUUUUGAAGCCAGAAGCAAAAUCUCGGUACAAGAUUCAGGUUCUAAGGCAGAAACAAACUCUGAAGCUAGUGUUCAGGUAGAUACCUCAAGGAUCAAUAAUGUGACUGGAACUAUACAGGGAGGCACUUCAGUUUCAGAUCUCUAA